Rasamsonia emersonii CBS 393.64 is the source of this 462-nucleotide messenger RNA. RefSeq lists its product as uncharacterized. The transcript is spliced from 2 exons. The record is from RefSeq and is a predicted model, not a curated record. Bases 1 to 462 code for a protein of 153 amino acids. NCBI's taxonomy places the organism in Eukaryota, Fungi, Ascomycota, Eurotiomycetes, Eurotiales, Trichocomaceae.
AUGCCCAACAAACCGCAUGAAGUGGCAAAAGAUGAAUUCACUAAUAUUCUCAAUCAAAAGUUCGCCCAGAUGAAUCUGUCUCGUGCUUUACGAAAGACCGGAUCUACAACAAGGACUCAUGGAAUCUGGAUCAAGGAGCCAGAUGCUUCGUGGAAACCAAAAUCGUUAUCAGCUGAACAAGCCAGUCCCUCACUUAUUCUUGAAGUUGGCCUUUCGGAAGCUACCGGUAAAUUAGUUCUUGAUACUCGAGGAUGGAUUGAGGCUGCAGAUUCUCAAGUUCAGAUUGCCAUUCCUGUUCGGGUUAUGCGGGAAAAACCAAAUAUUUCCUGUUCAAAUCUGGGAGAGAGCAGCGUCCACUCCUCCUCAAAUUACUCGACACCUAUCGAACAGGACAUUGUUAUUAGUCAACAAGAACUCGAAGACAUUGCUCGGGAAGUCUGGGAAGUGCAAGGAUUUGCAUAA